ACAAGAGAUCGCGUCAACUGCGUAAGUUACAAUAAACCAAAUUUAAAUCCUAUUACACACAAUGGCGCUCGAUUCUUUCGACGAAUUGAUCGAAUUCCUGAAACCAGAGUCCAGGAUAGACUUGAGACACAUAUCCAUGGACUAUCUCGUCAGCCUAUCGGGGACGGAAGACGGUGUUAACAAAAUGCUUGAACACGAAAGAAUCACUCAAGCCGUCAUCGAAUUAACGGACGACAGAAUCAAAGAAAUCGCUAAACACGCACUCCUGAUGCUCGUUAACAUAUCUGCCUACACGCGUGGCGCUACAGAGCUUCUCAAAUACAAGCCAUUGCGCUAUAAAAACAUAAUCGACCUACUCAUUAGCUACGUAUUGAAUCCUAACAAAACUGACGCAGAUGCCGCCUGUAUGACCCUGUCGAACAUCACGCGACUCGAAGACGAGCUGGAAGUCUGCCUGAACACUUUUAUACCCCAUCUAAACGAUAUCAUGAACGCAUUCGUGAACACAGAGUUUAACAAGACCGGUUCGAACCUGCAUUACCUGGCGCCCAUGUUUAGCAACCUGGCCUGCAGCCACAGAAUAAGGAAGUGGCUCUGCGAAGAGAAUCCCCAUGUACCGUUAAUAAAAUUAAUACCGUUCUGUAACUAUGAUGUGUCCAACAUACGGAAGGGUGGUGCGAUCGGUACAAUACGUAAUAUAUCAUUUGACACAGACUACCACGAGUUCCUAGUGAGCCCGGACUUGGAUCUGCUUACAUACAUUUUGUAUCCCUUAAUGGGCAACGAAGAUUAUCCUGAUGACGAAAUGGAAACACUCCCUGUUACUUUACAGUAUUUACCAAAGGAGAAGCGGAGAGAGCCUGAUAUAGACAUACGUAUUCUGAUACUGGAGACACUGAACAAAUUGUGUGCUCAACGUAGAGGCAGACAGUAUUUACGCGAGAACGGAGUGUACUAUAUAAUGAGAGAAUAUCAUAAAUGGGAAAAAGACCCGAAAGCUUUGAUAGCGUGUGAGAAUGUAGUGGAUAUACUGAUUCAGAAGGAAGACGAGGUCGGUGUGGAGGACCUGUCAACAAUAGAAGUACCUGAGGAAUUGAGGGAAAGAUUCAAUAAAACCAAUAGUGAUUUUAUGAUGAAUCUGCAAUAAAGAAUUAUUAAACUAAU
Messenger RNA from Bombyx mandarina (wild silkworm), 1164 nucleotides. RefSeq names its product co-chaperone protein HGH1 homolog. The record is from RefSeq and is a predicted model, not a curated record. Lineage: Eukaryota; Metazoa; Arthropoda; Insecta; Lepidoptera; Bombycidae.